ACAUUUCUCGAUGUCGGCGGCGCCUACUGUAAGAGAAGAUGAGGCUUCGAUGCUUGCAGAAAGCGUUGCGGCGGCGGAACUCACGUCAGUCGGCGAGGAUGAUGAGGAAGAAGACGACGAGGACGGCAUUUCUGCGUCUGACGAAGAGUCUUCCUGGAUUGCCUGGUUCUUGAGUCUACGGGGCAACGAAUUCUUUUGUGAAGUUGAUGAGGAAUAUAUUCAGGACGAUUUCAAUCUGACUGGGCUGUCUUCGUUGGUGCCAUAUUAUGAUUACGCCCUUGAUAUGAUUUUAGACGUUGAGAUGGCUAUCGAGGAGUCUCUCACAGAAGAACAGCAAGAACUUGUUGAGUCGGCCGCAGAGAUGCUGUAUGGCCUGAUUCACGCGCGCUAUGUGAUUACUAAUCGGGGCAUGCAAGCUAUGUAUGAAAAAUAUGCUUCGGCCUCGUUUGGCCGAUGUCCCCGCGCUUUCUGUUGCGGGCAACCUGCCCUUCCAGUUGGCCGGUCUGAUCUGCCACGCAACUACACCGUGCACGUUUUUUGUCCAAUGUGUCGCGACAUUUUUACGCCGCGGUCAUCAAGAUCUGCUUCAAUCGAUGGAGCUUACUUUGGUACAACAUUCCCUCAUCUAUUCCUUAUGACAUUUCCAGAACUCAUACCUCAGCAUGGCGUGCAAUCUUUUGUCCCCCGUGUUUUUGGUUUCCGGAUUCACAAGGCAAGCCCAUAUCACACAACUGCAAGUUCAGAGUACGGUGUGCCCAAGCGCCGCCCGAAGGCAUCUCGAAGGUCCAAACCCAAUUGGACAAGCAGCUCAAAGGCGUCAACAGGGAAUCUCGGAAUAGCACAAAUCUAACUGACAAUCACCUAGCUCCGCCAAGAGCGCACUAUCACUCAUUCGAAGUUUCCGGGGGUCCACUCGGUCGACGGACCGCACUUUGAUUUCGCAGCCACCAGCCGCCAGGGACGAGCUAGGGCCCCCUGAACCCCAGGGUGGCAGCGAGCUGGGAUGAGGAAAGGAUGAGGACCACUGCACCAUGCGCUAACUAAGACCCAGACGGGUCUCGAUCUGAGAUCGACGCCCCCAGGCGCGUCAGUUCCGAACUUCCGGGCCCUGCGGCUCCUGGGGCGUACCCGAACGCGGGGACUUCGACGCCGGGCCUGGGAAACCCAGCGGAGCUGAGUCUGCGGCUUGGCCCCCCUCUUAGUCGCCCUUAAGCGCCCCUCGCCCGGC
Messenger RNA from Aureococcus anophagefferens, 1228 nucleotides. RefSeq lists its product as hypothetical. The coding region runs from base 11 to 850 and encodes 279 amino acids. The transcript is spliced from 5 exons. Gene Ontology annotation, cellular component: cytoplasm; protein kinase CK2 complex. Lineage: Eukaryota; Pelagophyceae; Pelagomonadales; Pelagomonadaceae. Gene Ontology annotation, molecular function: protein kinase regulator activity. The record is from RefSeq and is a predicted model, not a curated record.